Messenger RNA from Haemonchus placei, 102 nucleotides. Lineage: Eukaryota; Metazoa; Nematoda; Chromadorea; Rhabditida; Trichostrongylidae. The record is from the annotation of a GenBank genome assembly.
AUGAUCGAUCGAACAAUUAUUCUUUCCUUCGUCUUUGUGUUUUUCACUGGUGAGUCACAUUCAAAGUGCAUGCCUACUGCAAUAUUUAUUGUUAGGGCGUAA